This is a messenger RNA of Brachypodium distachyon (stiff brome), 2797 nucleotides long. Its product is annotated as nitrate regulatory gene2 protein. The transcript has 4 exons. The record is from RefSeq and is a predicted model, not a curated record. NCBI's taxonomy places the organism in Eukaryota, Viridiplantae, Streptophyta, Magnoliopsida, Poales, Poaceae. Bases 358 to 2562 code for a protein of 734 amino acids.
AUCUCCAGCCCCACGUAAACAAAUCACACCAAGAUUCCCUGCCAUCGUCAUCAGAAUUUACGAGGGCCUCUCCAGUCUCCCCACCCAUCCACAGGGCACAACCUGACAACAACUAACACCAGGCACCAGCACCCCUCUCUCUCUUCUCCUCUCUGCUUUCUUUUCCCACCCCCUCUCUCUCCCUCACACACUGCAUUGUGCACAGCCAGCCAGCCUCUCCCACUCUCCCACUUUGACUUUGACCCCCUCUCUCUCCCCGUCUCCUCGCGCACCCCACCAAAGCCUGUCCUCUACGCUAAACCCUGCUCUAAUAAACCCUGACUAGGGCAGUAAGGUAGGGUAGGGCAUCCUCCUCCGAUGGGGAACUGCGCCGCCUCCCGGCUCGCCGGCGGCGGCGGCGGCGGUGGCGGCGCGGGAGCCGCUGGGGACCCCGUGGCGGUGUGCCGCGACCGGAAGCGCCUCAUCAAGGCGGCGGCGGACCGGAGGUUCGCGCUCGCCGGGGCGCACGCCGGGUACGCGGCGGCGCUGCGCGCCGUCUCCGACGCCCUGGACGUGUUCGUCGCGCGCCACACCGCGCCGGCGCCGAUUCUCAUCACGCUCCCCACCCCCACCGCCUCGCCUCCCGGGUCCCCCAAGCCGGCCCAGCCGCCGCCGACUCUGCUGCCCCCCACCACGCCCUCGCCGCCGCCGCCGCAGCAGCAGCGGCGGACGGAGGUCCCAGCGGAGGACGACAACUGCGUCUCGCAGACGCCGGAGAUGGGGUCCCCGAGCCCGUACGACUACUACACGCCCACGCCGGCGACCCCGCCGCCGCCGCCUGCGGCGUCGGCGGUCGGCGGGUGGGAUUUCUUCAACCCGUUCUACGGAGCAGAGGAGGUGGCCGCGGCCGUGGCCAUUACCGACGAGGAGAUGCGCGCCGUGAGGGAGCGGGAGGGGAUCCCGGAGCUAGAGGAGGCGGAAGAAGAAGACGAGGAGGAGGAGGACAAGGUGGUGGAGGGAAAUACAAAUACCCCCAAAGAAGAGGCUUCACUUGGAGUAGCCAAGCAGGAAGAGUCUAAAGAGAUGGGCGAUGCGGGGAACAAUGGCGGAGGACUGGAGGUGGCCGUGGCGCAGCCUGGGCGUGAGCUCCUCGCGGCGCUGAAAGAGGUGGAGGAGCUCUUCGCCCGCGCUGCCGAGGCCGGAAAAGAGGUCUCCGGCAUGCUCGAGGCCGCCGCCCGUGUCCCCGAGCUCAAAGAGAACUCGUCAAAAAUAAUUCAUGCUAUCGCAUGGCAUCGGUCUCCAUCGUCUGUUUCAUCAUCAUCAUAUAGGAGCGAGCUGGGAGCAAGCUCGAAUAGUUUGUCAUGGACAGAUAAGAGUGAAACUAAUAAGAGCGACAUAUUUGAUGACUACAGUGGGAUGAAGUCAGGAAGUCACUCCCAGACAUUAGGGAGAUUGUAUGCUUGGGAGAAGAAACUUUAUGAAGAAGUUAAGGCUAUAGAUCAAAUCCGACAAACAUAUGAGAAGAAAUGUGUGCAGCUGAGGAACCAAGAUGCCAAAGGUUCAGAGCUGCGUGGUGCUGAUAAAACUAGGACAACUGUUAGAGACUUGUACACAAGGAUCUGGGUUUCUCUACGAGCGGCAGAAUCGAUAUCCGAUAGAAUACAAAAAUUGCGGGAUGAGGAACUGCAACCACAACUUGUUGAGCUGUUGCAUGGCUUUACGAGAACUUGGAAACUAAUGGUGGACUCUCAUGAAACUCAGAGACAGAUAAUGUUUGAGGUUAACUCCUUUACCUGUCCUGCUUAUGGGAAAUUCUGCAAUGAUGCCCAGCGCCAUGCUACUCUUAAGUUGGAGGUUGAACUUAGGAAUUGGAGGUCUUGCUUCGUGAGUUACGUCAGUGCUCAGAAAGCCUAUAUUGAGGCUCUUGAUGGCUGGCUGUCCAAGUUUAUCAUAACAGAUACCAUCCGUUACUCUCGAGGGAUAUCUUCAAUUGCACCCAGCAGGGCAGGUGCGCCGCCUCUAGUUCUGAUCUGCCAUGAUUGGUACACUACGCUGUCAAAGUUCCCAUACAAGCGGGUGUCUUUCACCAUGAGAAAUUUCAACAGAAGCGUGAGGGUGCUAUGGCUCAAGCAAGGGGAAGAGCAGCAGCAGAAAAGAAAGGUGGACAGCCUUGCGAAAGAGCUGGACAAGAAAAUCACGGCCUACAAGCGGGCAGAGAACAAGGUCAUCGAGACCAAGCUUCUGGAGCACAGGCCAGAGCAAGACGCCAAGCAGCGCAUGGAGCAGCUGUCGGAGAAGAAAGAGACGCUGAACGCCCUACGGAGAAGGGUUGAGGCGGAGAAGGCGAAGCACCACCACUGCAUGCGUGACACCCACGACGUCACCCUCAACGGCUUCAAGAUCGGCCUCGCCAGCAUCUUCGAAUCGCUGACCGAGUUCUCGAAGGACUCCGUCAAGCUCUACGAGGACCUCCUAGCGCUUGCCGGCCCGAAGGACCCAGAGAAGCACACCGACCAGCAGCAGCGGCCCUGUGUCGAGGCAGGGCCGCACUCUUACCCGCACCCGGCAGUCGAUGCUACAUGACUGUUGAGCGAGCAAUGCUCUGUUCUCGGACCUUUGUUGCAUACUUUGCAUUGCACUGCGUCGCCCCAGUUUUUUGGACCCCUAGAAUCUUUUUCUCUAAUGUUAGCUUGUAGAGUAGCAAAGCACCAUGUACGCUGGUUGUUGUUGUUCUUGGGGAGGGUCAUCAUUCUUGUGGGCAUCUGCUGCUUGUAAUUAUUCUUUUAGCGUGAUAUCAUGUGAGGAUUCGCUCUGCUGC